AUGGCCAUCUUUGGCUCACCACCGAAUCCUCCCACGCGCCAGCAGCCACAGCCACCUUCGCAGCCACGGAACGUUGGCUCUGAGAUAGCACCAUGGGAUACCAGGCCUCCAAACGAUGAGGAAAUUGCUCCCUGGGAGCGAGACCCCCAAGCGCAGAUCAUAGGAACACGACCAUUCAAUCAAUCAUAUUUCAACGACGCAGCUCCUCGUGAGGCUCAAUCCCAGAUGCGACCCGACACUGCCAGGACAAAUCUCUCCGACUCACCUGACUUUGAUGCAGGAGCUCGUCGCCCUUCCAUUGCAAGUGCCACCACGAUCAGCAGUACCGGUUCAAGAGGUAGCGCGGUCAAUGGUCGCUUCCAUAAGAGUCUGAAGGGUUUCUUUGGCGAAGACCCUACCGAUUCACGCAAAGGCUCGACCUCAAAUCUGCCCGACCAGGUUCAACCGAACCUAGCAGCUGAGAAGCCCAGCCAACGGAGCAACUCUGUACAGACUCAAAAUACCGCUGAGGAACGACCCAAGACUCCUGCCCCCCCUCCAUCAAGUGAGGUCACCCCGUGGGCAUAUCAGAAUUUUGAAGAUGUCUCGAAUUUCGGUUCUGCUCCAAUACGGCAGCCCCCUCCCAAUGAAUCAAUUGCCCCAACUCAGACCGCUGGCACAACCUCCCACCGCCGAGGCCUCUUGCAUCGCCAUACCAGAAGCAAGGAGGAUCCUCCCAAAGGCCUACAAGCCACAGCUACAGUUCCCAAACGUCCUUCCACCAGUCGAGAAUCAUCAACAAGCAAUCUAGGGCACUUCCGAGGGACUCCCCAAAACGGUACUCCCAUGAGUUCUACUACAGCUCUGCCACGUAAUUCCAGUCCGGGCCCUCAUAAUGGCGCUGGUUCCGGCUCUCGCAAAGAAUCCUCUGCGCCUACAGAGAAGCGUUCCAUCUUUUCCAAACUCAAGCACCGUCAUCAUAAGGACAAGCCUCCCCCGCCUCAGCCGGAACCUCUGCGUACGAACAUUGAGCCUCCCCGCCCAACGGAGCAGCUGACCAAAGUCAGAACCCAGUCAUUCCGCACAACCGCAUCUGACACUGCAGAAAGCAAGCGAGAUCGGGAGACCAGUGUUGCCUCGGUGGACAGUGCAUCCACCAUCAAAGCCUCGGAUCAUUCACCAAAGAUGGACCGCACAUAUACAGCAACCUCAACUAAAUCUAGUCGAUUUGGACGUCAUGGAAGACAACGUAACCCGACCCUUCCCCCAGAACCGUUAGAAAGGAAAAAUACUGCGCAACAAGCACCAAUGCAAGCCGGUGUUUUCAACCUUGACACAAACUUCGAUGAUAUGUCAGACAUCAUUGCUCAACCUCAAAUGCCCAAAACACCUGCAGACCCCGGAAUUUAUGUGGGAGGUAAGAUUGCUCAAACUCCAGCAUCUGAAAUAGCCGCACCUGCAUGGGACGCUCCGGACAGCUGGGCUGUCAAAGGCCAAGAAGAUGAGGUCCUGGAUGCCUUACCCGAAGCUAACGAAGACGGGUUGCCUGCAAUUCAGGAAGAGGAUGGUAUCUCGUACUUCAUGCGGGUUUUCAGAAGCGAUGGCACUUUUGCAACGCUAUCAAUGUCGAUCAAUGCUACUGUGGGCGAGGUCCUCAAUUCGCUUGCGAAGAAAUCCGUCCUCCAUGAUUCAAUUGAUAACUACCAGCUACUCAUGCGCAAACAUCAAUUAUCGCGACAGCUUGGUGGUUCAGAAAGACCAGUGGCAAUGCAAAAGAAAUUACUGCAACUUGCGGGAUACACCGACCAAGAUCGAAUUGAAGACAUUGGUCGAGAAGACAACAGUUAUUUGAUCCGCUUCACCUUCUCCCAUGAAAAACAAACUGGUUAUGGAAGCGGGCUUGACAACGACCCUGCGUUCAAUAAAAUGCAGAAAUUCAGUCAUGUCGAUUUACAAGGGAAGUCCUUGGUCACCAUUCCCAUCAUCCUAUACACCAAAGCCUCGGAAAUUAUAUCCAUUAACCUUUCCCGAAACAUCGCUUUGAGGGUACCAAAAGACUUUAUCACCGCUUGUAUCAAUCUUCGUGAGAUCAAAUUCACUGGUAAUGAAGCUUGGCGUUUGCCUCCUAGUCUGGCCUGGGCUACCCGACUGACGGUGCUUGAUGUCUCCAACAAUCGAAUAGAGCAACUGGACCAUGCAGAACUACAUCGGCUGAUGGGCUUAGGAAGUUUAAAGCUGUCAAACAACAAACUCACUGCACUUCCAGCGAACUUCGCCCACUUCCGUCAAUUACGAAGUCUGAAUUUGUCCUCGAACAACUUCACCACCUUCCCAGAACAUAUUUGUGGACUCAAAUCUCUCGUCGACCUGGACAUUAGUUUCAAUAAGCUUUCUUCCCUGCCGAAAAUCUCACAGCUCGUGACCUUGGAGAGACUUUGGGUGACGAACAACGAUCUCAAAGGCCCAUUUAAUGAGAGUUUCAAGAGCUUGAUUAAUUUGAAGGAGGUCGACGCGCGCUUCAACGGUAUUACCGAUAUCGACAGUGUGACCCAACUUCCGAAUCUCGAGCAAUUACUUGUUGGUCACAAUAAUAUUACCGCAUUCAAGGGCGCAUUUCACAAACUACGGGUACUUGUCCUGGACCAUUGCCCAAUAACUUCCUUCGAACUUGAGCAAUCCGUCCCUACCUUGACGAGCCUUAACAUUGCCUCGGCAAAAUUAGUCGAGUUCAAGGAAUCGUUGUUUGACUUUGUUCCAAAUUUGCAGAAGCUCAACUUGGAUAAGAAUCAUCUCUCGUCUAUGUCUUCUCAGAUUGGAAGAUUGUCAAAGCUUGAGUUCCUCAGCAUGGCCAAAAAUCCCCUCAACAUCGUUCCUCCAUCAAUUGGCAACCUAGCGGAACUCAAGUUCCUCAAUCUAAGAGAAUGUAACAUCAAAAGCCUACCGCCAGAGAUAUGGUAUUGCCGAAAAUUGGAAACUUUGAAUGUGUCCUCUAAUGUUUUGGAAACUUUCCCCAAGCAGAAUGCUGCCCCACCCCCAAAUGAGGCAAAGGAACUGACUCCUGCCACGACUCCUGGAUUAUCUACUUCACCUAGCUUUGAGGAGCUUGGUAGACUCGAAGACUUCCAAGCUCGAAGGCCCAGUCAAGCGUCUGCAGGAAUGAUGAGCAUCGGAGGCUCACCUAGCGGCGCUCGAAAAAACUCGAUCGCCUCGAUGGGCCCUCGUAAAGCAUCGGUAAUCUCCAGGACCAAUACUGAGUAUUCAAUGACUCCUGCUACAAGAAAAGACUCAAAUCUAUCUCAAGCGAGGCUCCAAAAUACCUUUGGAGGCUCGCUUCGAUAUCUUUACCUAGCAGAUAACAGACUUGAAGACGAUGUGUUCCGAGAGCUAGUCCUACUCCCGGAACUCCGUGUACUGAAUCUGUCCUAUAAUGAGCUUGAUGACUUUCCUCAAGGCGUUUUGCGCCGAUGGCCUCAACUCAACGAGCUAUAUCUCUCAGGCAACGAACUCACAUCACUCCCCUCAGAUGACCUCGAGGAAAGCAGUAAUUUACGGGUACUGCAUUUGAACGUGAACCGAUUCCAGGUGCUCCCAGCCGAACUUUGCAACGUGCACAAAUUAUCCACUCUCGAUGUGGGAAGCAACUCUCUCAAAUACAAUGUAUCAAAUUGGCCCUACGAUUGGAACUGGAACCGCAAUACCAACCUCAAAUACUUAAAUUUCUCUGCCAACAAACGAUUGGAGAUAAAGCCUGCAGCUCAUCAGAACCAAUCACAGUUUAAUUCAAUGAGUGGUGAGCAGAAUACUGAUCUGACGAGUUUCAACACACUGAAGUACCUAAGAGUGCUUGGUUUGAUGGAUGUCACCUUGUUGACAAACACCAUACCAGAUGAUAAUGAGGAUCGUCGAGUAAGGACAUCGGCAUCGUUGGUAGGCGCGUUGAUGUACGGUAUGGCGGACACUUUGGGCAAGAACGAACAUCUGUCAACUCUAGAUCUCCUCAAGCCAAACUUCAGAGGACAUGACGCAGAAAUCCUUGUUGGCUUGUUCGAUGGGCAAACCAUGUCCAGUGGUGGCUCCAGGGUGGCCAAGUACUUGCACGAGAACUUCCCAGCAAUGUUCUAUGACGAGCUUAAGAAGUCAGAGGCAACGAAAGACACUCCUGUCGAUGCACUGCGACGAACCUUCCUUUCUCUGAACAAGGACAUGGCAAAUUUUGCAAGCAGCAAUUUUGACACGAAAGAACACCGGUUGGCUAACGGCCAUAGGGGAUCAACAGUUGCAAACAUUCUGGGGCCAGAUGAUCUCACUUCAGGUGGUGUGGCGACUGUCAUGUAUCUCAAUGGGACAGAACUGCACGUUGCCAAUGUUGGUGAUGCCGAGGCUAUCCUCAUCCAGUCCAAUGGUCAACAUCGAGAGUUGACCAGAAAACACGACCCUGCGGAACAUCGUGAACGUGAAAGAAUUCGAGAAGCUGGAGGUUAUGUCUCUAGGCAAGGCAAACUCAAUGAGAUACUCGAAGUUAGUCGCGCUUUUGGCUACUAUAGCCACAUGCCAAGCGUGAUCGCAGCACCUCAUACAUUCAACUGCUCCUUGACAGAAUCGGAUGAACUUAUCGUGGUUGCCACCAAAGAGUUCUGGGAUUAUGUCACAGUUGACCUGGCUGUGGAUGUUGCUCGAGCCGAAAAGAAUGAUCUCAUGCUGGCAGCACAAAAAUUGCGAGAUCUGGCAAUGGCAUAUGGAGCUAGAGACAAAAUAAUGGUCAUGGUUCUUGGCAUCUCUGAGUUGAGAAAGAGAGGCAGUCAUAGAUUUCGUGGAACUAGUCUUUCCAUGGCCAAGGAACUUGGUCUCGAUGAGGGGACUAUCUUUCCCAGUUCCAGAAAGGCCAGGAGAAAGGGCGAAACCUUGGUUGGAGAUUCUCGUCUUGCAAGACUCGAGGAACCAGAAGCACCUGUUGGGGAGGUGGCUAUCUGCUUCACCGAUAUCAAAAAUUCGACCGCCCUGUGGGAAAUUCUUCCCGUGCCUAUGAGAUCAGCAAUAAUGAUGCACAACGAACUUAUGAGACGACAGCUACGAAUCAUUGGUGGUUAUGAGGUGAAAACUGAAGGUGACGCUUUCAUGGUAUCCUUCUCGACCGUCACCUCCGCGCUGCUUUGGUGUUUCAGUUGCCAGAGUCAUCUCCUCGAACUACCAUGGCCCCAGGAGAUUCUAGAGACGGUCCAUUGUCAAGAGAAACUGGAUGCGGAUCAAAACAGGAUCUAUCGUGGACUGUCUGUAAGGAUGGGAAUCCAUUUUGGCAGACCCGUGUGCGAGCAAGAUCCCAUCACCAGGAGAAUGGAUUACUUUGGUCCCAUGGUCAACAAAGCGGCACGAGUAUCUGCCGUCGCCGAUGGUGGACAAAUCAGCGUCAGUAGUGACUACAUUGCGGAAAUUCAACGAACCUUGGAAGCCUACGCAGAUGAUGAUCGGCGAGACUCUGUGGGUUCCGAGGAUACAGUCAACGAUGAUCCUCUUGCGAAUCAAAUACGACGCGAACUCAGACAAUUGAGUAGUCAGGGUUUCGAGGUUAAGGACCUCGGUGAGAAGAAACUGAAAGGUCUUGAAAAUCCCGAGUAUCUCUAUCUAAUGUAUCCACAUUCUUUGGCUGGACGGUUGACAAUCCCUCCUGGAGCUGAGAACAAGGUACAACUGGGUGGUGACGCACCCACUUCAAAUGACGACAAGGCUGGACCUGGUGCCCUGGGUAAGGACAGUAAACUAAACCUGGAACUCGACGGGGUUUGGAAACUUUGGGACAUUGCAUUGAGAUUGGAAAUGCUCUGCAGUUGUCUCGAAAAUCCAGAGCGAGCUGCGGGACUUCAAAAGCCCGAGCUGAGUCUUCUUACCAGGAUGAAAGAAAAAGGUGGUGUGCAAACGGAUGGCUUCAUGAUGAAUCUACUGGAGCACCAGGUGACCCGAGUCGAAUCCUGUGUCACUACCCUGCAACUACGUCACAUCUUACAACCAUUCAAGAAGGGCACAUCCCUCCUUGAUCAAGCAACCCCCAUUGCAGGGUUAUUUAGCCAACUGACCGAGCUUCUUGGACAAGCCAAGAAAUUACAGACGGGCAGCCGCGAUGCUCAAGUAGAAGAAAUCGACCAGUAUGAAAUUCUCGACAAUGAUACUGAUGACAGCGAAGAGGAAGAUGAGAACGCAGUAGAAGACACAGACUCGGACUGA
Messenger RNA from Exophiala bonariae, 6195 nucleotides. RefSeq lists its product as uncharacterized. Bases 1 to 6195 code for a protein of 2064 amino acids. The transcript is spliced from 2 exons. Gene Ontology annotation, molecular function: protein binding; magnesium ion binding; adenylate cyclase activity. Lineage: Eukaryota; Fungi; Ascomycota; Eurotiomycetes; Chaetothyriales; Herpotrichiellaceae. Gene Ontology annotation, biological process: intracellular signal transduction; cAMP biosynthetic process. The record is from RefSeq and is a predicted model, not a curated record.